Arachis stenosperma is the source of this 999-nucleotide messenger RNA. RefSeq names its product protein FAR1-RELATED SEQUENCE 5-like. Gene Ontology annotation, biological process: regulation of DNA-templated transcription. The transcript is spliced from 3 exons. The record is from RefSeq and is a predicted model, not a curated record. Lineage: Eukaryota; Viridiplantae; Streptophyta; Magnoliopsida; Fabales; Fabaceae. Bases 1 to 999 code for a protein of 332 amino acids.
AUGGAAAAUAUGUCAUAUUCUGAAGAGGAUGAAUGUUAUAUAGAGGAGGAGGAAAAUAAAUACGGCAAUGAUAAAACUACUGAUGGUAAGGAGGAAGCUACUGUUCUGAGCGUAAAUGAUUUUUUGAAAAAGCAAUUUGUAAGUUAUGAAGAAGCUUACGAAUGUUAUGUAAGGUAUGCCAAGUGUGUGGGGUUUGGAGUUCGAAAGGGGGAUGCAGCUGUUGAUAGUACUGACAAGGCACAAGUGGAUAGCAUGCAUAGACAUGGCCUCCCACCUUCGAAGAUCAUGGGUCUUAUUGCUGGACAAGCGGUGGUUAUGAAUUUGCUGAUCAUUGAAGGAUAUGGAAAUGCAACUCUUACUUAUUUGCAUGGAAAAGCAGAGGAUGAACCUAUAAUGAUUGUGAGACAUAGUUUGACAGAUGAUGAUAAAUUGGAGCAUUUAUUCUGGGCGGAUGAUUUAAGUCGAUUUGACUAUCAAUAUUUUGGUGAUGUUCUAGCAUUUGAUUCUACUUACAGAAAAAAUAAGUAUAAUAGGCCGCUAGUUAUCUUUUCAGGCACAAACCAUCAUCGCCAAACUUGUAUUUUUGGCUUCGAUUUGCUAGCAGAUGAACAAACAAAAUCAUACAAGUGGCUACUAGAUAACUUUUCAGAGGCGAUGAUGAGUAAGCAUUCGAGUCUUGUCAUAACAGAUGGUGAUAAUGCCAUGAAGAGUGCAAUUGAAAAAGUUUUUCAAAAUGCUACCCAUAGAUUGUGUGCUUGGCAUCUGUAUAAAAAUACAGUAUCUCAUAUCAAGGACCCAGAAUUUCGUGAGGAAUUUAAGAAACGCUUGUAUGCCAAAUUUGAAUGUGAUGAAUUCGAAGAGUAUUGGCAUGACAUGGUUGAAAGGUUUAAUCUUGCGGGAAACGACUGGGUAGAGAAACAAUAUAGAAGGAAAGAACAGUGGGCUACUGCUUAUUUGGGUAGCAAGUUUUGCGCUGGAUUUAGAACCAUCCAGAUGUGA